AUGGCCGAGGCGGACGCAGCGGACAGCGGCUCUGAGCCCCCGGGCCUCGCGCCCCAGGCCCCUUCGGCGGCGGCGGUGGUCCUUCCUUCGCCGUCGCUCGCGCUCCCGUUCGAGGACUCGGAGUGUAAGAUCUGCUACAACUACUUCGACCUGGACCGGCGCGCGCCCAAGCUGCUGGAGUGCCUGCACACGUUCUGCGCGGAGUGCCUGCACGCGCUGCACCUGCGCGAGGAGCGCCCGUGGCGCGUCACGUGCCCCGUGUGCCGCCACCGCACGCGCGUGCCGGACUGCCGCAUCCGCGCGCUGCCCUGCAACACCAAGGCGGCCGCGCGCUUCCCGCUGUGCGCGCGCGCCGACCCACUGCCCCAGGACGCGCUGCCGCCGCACCCGCCCCCGCUGCACCCGGCGCUGGCGGCGCUGCGGCGCGGGGACGAGCUCAGCGCCAGCGCCAGCGCGGGGACGAGCACGAGCACGAGCGUGGGCGCGGGCGCCAGCACGCCCUCGUCGGCCACCACGCUCUCGCGAGACUCCGUGUCCGUCUCGGUCUCCGUCUCGCGGCCCGGCUGCAGGAGGCUCGCGCUCGCCGCUGGCUGCGCGUGCGUCGUCUUCUCUUUCCUCGCCAUGCUCGUGCUGCUCUUCGUGGGGCUCGUGUUCGUGCACGGACACGGAGGAGGAGGAGGAGGAGGGUCGACGUCACCGACGACGUCAUCAUCCGCCGGCCCCGUGUGUUUGUCCGUCGCCAGCGUGCUCGCCAUGGUCGCCGUGGUGGUCACGUGGCUCCUCUGCUGGCUGAAGUACAGGCCGGAGCGCGAGACUGGAGCAGGACGCGCCUCGGCCACGAGCACGGGGAGCAGGAGGAGCGCGUGAAGGAGAGAGAGGGAAAGAGAGAGAGAGCUUUACAGUGUUGGGGACUCGAACCUGCAGUUAUUGGAACAGUUAAUUUAUUCUGUGUGUGUGUGUGUGUGUGUUUGGGGGGGUGUAUGUGGUGAAUACUGUGUGUGUGUGUGUGGUGCUGUUGGACUCACCAUUACAGUGUUUGGGACUAUGCUUAAAGGGGAACUCCACCGCAUUUUCAAAAUUCCUACUUAAAUAAACGACCAAGAUGUAAACAGAGCCGUUCAGAGUCGGUUUGGCGUGAAACGCUCUG
Molecule: messenger RNA, 1147 nt
Organism: Colossoma macropomum (tambaqui)
Lineage: Eukaryota; Metazoa; Chordata; Actinopteri; Characiformes; Serrasalmidae
Product: E3 ubiquitin-protein ligase RNF186
Exons: 1
Coding region: 1-867 (288 amino acids)
Biological process (GO): protein ubiquitination
Molecular function (GO): ubiquitin protein ligase activity
Source: RefSeq, a predicted model, not a curated record